AUGGACGUCUCAGAUAUUCCAAGCAGCCAAGAGACGGUAGAAGAUCCCACUUUACCAGGCUGCUCUGCUGAGGGGGCUACUAUCAUUCUAACACCAGAAAACGCUGAGGCGCGGCUGGUGUUUCAUGAGGUUGCUGAAUGGCUGCAGAUACAAAGCGAUGACCCUCCCGUUCAGGCUGCAAAGCAACACACGCGAAAAUGCAUGUGGAUUUCCUCAAAGCAGCAAAAUGAUCAUGAAGUCGGCCGGUUAUUCAGAGCAGCAUCGGAAAAUCUCUCAUCAUCAUCACCGAUCUCGUCGCCGCGGGAUCCAAGAUCAUCAUUCCUCCCACAAGACGAGAGCGAAGAGGAGUUUAGAACCUGGAAAGGCCACUACUUCAUAUCGCUCGAUAUACCCCCUCGAAAUCCUUCAAGAGGAUGGGUGAUAGGGUCUUUAAGAGAUGGCCCUCAUUUAAACGAUAUCGUCCUUUGUUUACGGUCUGGCAACAACAAGAUAUACAAAGUUCAACGCAAUCAAGCUAUUUUCCAAAUCGAUGAAACAAGCUUCGUAUAUGUGCAGCCAAUGACCGACAGAUCCACCACCAUGGUGAAUGGGGAUAAGAUCUCUAGGAAGAGAGUUUUCAACCAGUCAUCUGCUCGGCUAGCCUUUGGCUCUCUUUGCUACCGCAUCCAGUACGCUCGAGGGUCCUACGCCGACGACUACCCCAGCAGAGUCAAGGAUUACUUGGAUGAGCACCUCAAGAUACACACCAGUCUGCUGGAGCUAUCACUGACACCAACACCAUCUGAAAGCAACCCCAUCACCAUUGGACAAUGGACCGUUAGCGCAGGCACUGUAGGCAAAGGAGCUUCCGGAAUGGUUAGCAUCGCUUCGAAUGACCAUGGCCAACGUGUUGCUUUGAAGAGGGUGCAGGUUGGCAGGGACAGAGAGCGCACGCGGAAAGUUCAGACAAAGCUUGAAGCACUCGCCGCAUUGUGCCAGAGGAAGAACGAAAACCGUCUACUGCAACUUAUCGAAGUUAUCACGGAUGAUGUAAGAUCAGCAAAUAGGAUAGCGGAUGUCUGGUUCGUUCAGGAACCAGCUGCUCAGGAGGUACUUUCCACCGCACUUACCAGGGGGCUCUUUAAACAAGGACAAGAAAGGAUAUCCAUCGUCACAACCGUUCUGGCAGACAUACUCGGCGCCACAAACUUCCUCCACAGAAAUCGCUGGAUACAUGGAGAUCUCAAACCCGUCAACAUUGGCAUCCGAACCUGGACCACCGAAUGCAUAUCUCUCGUGCUGCUCGAUCUCGAUGAUGCAGAAGAAAGCCCUUUUCCAGGUAGGCAUCACCUCGCUCGGCCUGGAACCGGCGGAACGGUCGGAUGGCUAGCUCCCGAACGAGAGAUGACGGGAUAUAACGAGCUGGCUGAUAUAUGGAGUAUUGGCGUCAUGGCCAUCGAGAUGAUUUCGGGGCGGCAUCCGUGGCGACAGGGCAAGAAUCCUUGGAGACCAGGCCCUGAAGCUAGUGAGUUGCAGAGAGACUUUCAGGAUAUGUACGGAGAAGCCGUUGGUGCUUUGGAUAAGCUUCAUGACGAGGCUUUGAGGAACGCUGUUCUUGGUAUGGUGCGGCAUCCAUAUGCUGAGACGUCGGCCCAGCGACAAUCAAGACUUACGGCGAAAGAGGCCCUGAGACUUCUGGGUCGCGCUGACGAUGUUGAGAACGCCAGCAAGCGACAGAAAUGGCUUUGA
Molecule: messenger RNA, 1728 nt
Organism: Fusarium proliferatum ET1
Lineage: Eukaryota; Fungi; Ascomycota; Sordariomycetes; Hypocreales; Nectriaceae
Exons: 3
Coding region: 1-1728 (575 amino acids)
Biological process (GO): peptidyl-serine phosphorylation; autophagy
Cellular component (GO): cytoplasm
Molecular function (GO): protein serine/threonine kinase activity; ATP binding
Source: RefSeq, a predicted model, not a curated record